Molecule: messenger RNA, 4872 nt
Organism: Styela clava
Lineage: Eukaryota; Metazoa; Chordata; Ascidiacea; Stolidobranchia; Styelidae
Cellular component (GO): cytoplasm
Source: RefSeq, a predicted model, not a curated record
UCGAAUGAAAGGUUCAACGGUAAUUAGAAAAAUGUGUCAAGUCAUAAUAAUCGAAGAUAGUCCAAAACUUGAGAUCUAUAUAUAGUGCUAUAUGCUUUGUAUGUUCCACAACUCAUUUCAGCAAAGAUGAUCAAUAUUCAAGGGCAAUAACUGUUGCUUCUUAGCUAUCUCAUAGUCAUAAAUUCAGUUCAACUGAUUUGUAUGUCUGUUAUUUAAAUUAAUAUUUGCAUGGAUUUGUAGAGUGUAGGAUAUCUAUCAUUAAAUCGAUAUGACGGGGCGUGGUGAUGUUGAUGUUAAAGGGCAUCAGAUUGAUGAAAUACUGCAUGGGUUUUUUGACAAAGUAAGAAAAAACGUUCAUGCACAUCAAAAGCAAGUCUCGCUCGACUUCCAAGAACGCUUGAACGAACCUGUGAAAGAAGAAUUCCCUCGUUUAUUUGAAAUCAAUGUUCAUUCAUUUUACCAAGGAGAAUAUUUUGCCAAACAAGCUAAUGAUUAUCAACCAUUGCAAGAAUUUUCAAGAGAAACUCAGGAAGGAAAUUUUCAUACUCGAAAUGCUGAAAAAUUGAGCAAAUUGAGUGAAAUUUUUCAUGAGUCUGGAGGUUUGAAGCAAAACGUACUUCGUCAUGUGAUGAUAUUAGGUCCAGCAGGAUCAGGGAAAACAACGACCCUGAAGCGGUUUGGCCGUGAUGCAGUAAAUGGUGAAAUCUUAGGUAUGAAGGAUCGGUUUAUACACAUUGUAAAAUGUCGAAGUUUUGAAAAAGGUAAAGAAAUUACGGUGCAAGAGUAUUUGUUCCGAUACAUGCAUAGUCCGCUUUCAGAUGAUGAAAGUAGAAUCGGAUACAAAUGGGUACUUGAAAAUUCUGAAAAAGUUGUCUUAAUAAUCGAUUCACUGGAUACUCUCGGCUAUGAGUUGGAUGAUGAAACUGAAUCGAUUGAACCUUGGGAUCAUGCUCGCCCUUCAACCAUUCUCUACAACAUUUUUAUUGGUCAAAUCCUCAAGAAAGCAAAAAUUCUGUCUUCUUCAAGAGAGUACAAAGUAGGAAAAUACGAUCAAAUCUUGCACCCUGAUAGAAUCAUUUCUCUUGGAGGUCUUAGCGAUGAAUCAGUACAAAAUUUAGUAUUUGGAUUCCUGAAAAAAGAUGACGCCGAAAGAGCUUGGGAAAUACUCGAUAAAAGAUGUCCGGAUUUGAUGGCCCUUUGUGAAAUUCCAAUGUUUCUUACAUUUGCCAUGGUUGUACUAGCGGAGAAGGAUUGCGAAUGUUCUUUUGUUCCAAACACAGGCACUGGUAUUAUGAUAAAUCUCUUACAAAAUCUUUUGCAUUCCAAGCAUGCUCGAGCAUCUGGAGAAGCUGACAAUGAAUAUGUAGUCCAUGCUGUCAAUAAGAUGAAAGAAUUGGCUUUCAAUGGAACCAUGAAAGGAAAGGUUAUUUUCAGUGAGGAAGAUCUAAAGGAAGUUGAAUUAACACCAAAUGAAGUGACAGAUCUUGCUAUUGUUGUUCCUGGAAGUCUAAACAAGGAAGAGCAAUAUCAGCAAAUAUUGGAACGUGAUAUAGAAGCCAUGUUUGCUCACCAGAUUAUUCAAGAGGUGCUGACAGCACUGUUCAUUGGGCAGAAAUCUGAAAAGGAUUUUUCAGAGUUUAUCUCGAAGUAUUUACAUACGCCUGAGUUCUCAGUUAUCAGAAGAAUGCUGAAUGGUGUAUUUCUGGACCCUUUGGUUUCAGACACCUUAGAACAACUUCUUGAGGAGCAUUGCGAAACACAAUCUCAUAAAGUCAUUUUGGUGAAGAGCAUGGCUGCUGAAAUUGAAAAUUUUGAACAACUGAGCAAAAAUGGUCGACUCGAGUUGAUUCGUGCAAUACAUGAAGCUGGAACAGGCAGAAAAGAUAUUGUUCCUUCUGUAUGGAAUUCAGUCGAUCUUUCUUAUAUGCCGUUGAUGACAGCUGACUUGCAUGCUCUUGCUUCAUCUUUGUUGGAUUGUUCUUAUCUCAAGCAACUCAUUUUAUGGCAAUGCAAUCUCACAGAAGAAAGUCUUUGUGAUUUUGCCAACAGAUUAGAGAAUUCCAGCGUUAAGAUUGGAAAACUCGAUUGUGCAAGAAAUACAAAAAUUUCAUCUAGAGGCUUCAAGAUCAUUGGUAACUUAGUGAGUCGACAUGAUGUAAAGGAUGUUGGUUUGGUUGGUUGUCAAAUAACACAAGCAGAAAUGCAUGCAUUUGAUGAUGGACUAGGAAAUGCAACACAGAUCAUGAAGAUCGACGUUGCUUACAAUGACAAAAUAUGUUCAGAGUUUGUUGGUGAUAUUGUAAGACGCCGACAAGUUCAACAUCUAAGCAUGGGUCAUUGUGGAGUUAACGACGAAGACAUGAAAGAAUUUGAAAAAGGACUUGGAAAUGCUACGGUAUUAGAAAUAUUAGACGUGGGCGCAAACCCAGAUCUUGGAAAAGAUGGACUUGCAGUUCUAGGUGGGAUAAUCAAAAAUGGCUCACUGCAGAAAAUUAGCUUAUAUGAAAAUGAUCUCACAUUAUCAAGUGUAAAGGCAUUCGAUCAAGCUAUGGGACUUGAAUCUACUCUUACUACAGUUGAUUUUGGAUUUAACAAUAACAUGGAAAUUGGAUGUUUUGAAGCCAUUGGUAAUUUUACAAGAAUUCAUGAAGUUAAGAACAUAAGUUUGGCAGGUUGCCUGGAUUCCAAGCAGUUUCAGGCAUUUGAAAAAGGAUUGGGCGUCUCUGAGCACUUGGGGGUUCUGGAUUUGAGCAUGAAUCAUUACUUGAAACAUGAUGGGAUGUCAACUCUUGGUGAAAUGGGACAAAGAUGCGCUUUACAAAAACUCAUUUUAGUUGAAGCCAGACUUAACGCUGAUCUUCUUAGAUGUUUGGACGAAGGACUUGGAACUGCAAAGCUUGAGUUGCUGGAAGUUUCUUACAAUUAUGGUCUGAGUUCUAGAGGGCGUGAGAGACCUGGCUCAAAGGGAAUGGAUGCAUUGGCUAAAAUUGUAGUGAAUCAUGAUAUAAAGAAUCUGGGUAUCUCUGGUUGCAAAUUGUGUGCAGAAGAUGCGAUCAAUUUUAGGAAAGCAGUUGGAGGGUACAAGGUCGAAAAACUGUUGAACAAAAAGAGAAUCAACUAUUUCAGUUCAAGUUUAAAAGUACAUGAUAACCAGCUCGAAGCCAUGUCUGAAUUUCUUCCUGUUGUAUCCAAGAACAUUGACAUGGAUGGAUGGGAGUUGAAACAGGAUGAGUUAGAUUUCCUAAAAGAGAAAGCUCUGCAAUGUUCUCAGGAAAUUAAUCUUGUGCUCGAAUAUGGCAGUGAAAAUACAACAAACACGUUUGUUAUAACUACACCUGGUCUUCAAGAAUCGGAGUUACAAGGAUCAAGAAACAGUGAAUCGCAGGAUCGUGUUGUGGCUUUUACCGAGGUUGAGGGCGUGGUGGACCCGGAUGGAGGAAUGUUACAGAUUGGCAACAGCUCUAUAACCUUUCACCCUGGAACUUUCCGAACAAGAACAAAAAUAUGGAUGAGGCUGGAAAUUGACAGCGCUAAGUGGCCAGAACAUUAUCUGUGCAUCACUCCAAUGCUUUAUGUAAAAGCGGAAAAUCGUCUGAAAAUUGCAGCAACAGUUCGGCUAUCUUCUUGGUGCAAAAACAAUGGCACCAAGGAGUCAAGGGAAAGCAAAGUUGAUGUUCUUCAUUGCCCUGAUAUUGCAUCAAAAUGGAGAGUCAUCGAGCGCCUUCCAUUCAAUAACGACCUCGUUUUUCAAUUUGAUUGUCUUGAUUUCAGCCCCGUUGUCAUCGGUCAGAAAGAAGGUCAUUUGCAGGAAGAUAACUUCGUUGUUCAAGGUUAUAUUUUUGGACACAAACGUAAUCUUUCUCUUUCAUUUUGUCUGAAUGAUAAGCUUGUUAAAAGUGAACUUAUUAGUGAAAUGCAAGAACGGAAUGCAAAAUUAUUAUUGAUUUUCACACCCAUUACUGUAAAAUACAACGAUAAACUGAAGACAGUAAUAAAAAUGAAAGGCGAGUCGGAAAUAGAAGAUCAAUUCAACCAAGAAAGUGAAAUUUCGAGAUCUUUUCAAAUCAGUGAGGAUUUUUUUCAAAAUAUUGGAAAAAAGCACUUCAAUUUUUCCAUACCAAAAAAUCUAAAAAAAUUCUAUUCACUUCAAUUUAAUUGUGACCUUUACAAAAAUGAUGUUAUUGAAGAAGAUGACCAAUGUUUUGAGUGGGAAUUGAGUUCUGUAACAGAAUCUGGCAACAUUACAACAUAUCAUAUGCAUGGGAACAUCAACGCUGCAGUAGUUGGUUUAGAUCAAACGAAAAUACAUUUUCAAGGAGGAAGUCCCGCAAUUGCAGGUUCAGAGGCCAAGCAGAUAAAGUCGAAUGAAGGUCCAGUGUUAAAAGAGCUUCCUGGUAUCGAAGCAAAAAUUAGCGAAAGCACUCCGGGUCCAUCACACACGGAAUUAAAAAUGGAUGAUUGCCUAUCUUCUGAAGCUGAAUCAGUUACUGUACAAAGCCAGUCAGCUACCAGCAGCUCCAAGAUGGAAGAAACAAAAAGACUUGCCAGUCGGGUUGCGGAACAGUGUGCCAGAGGAGAGAUACAGGCUGACAACCUAUACCUGGAAUUAGAAUCAGUAAAAAUUGAUUCCAAAAAGAAAAAGUGAUUCUGAAGAAUAGUAUUAUUGGAAGAGUUAGUUUUCAAAAUCGUAUACUUUAUGCAAUAUUAAUAAUUUUACAGUGUUGUAAAAUAAUAUAGUGAAAAAGAUGAUAUAUUUUAUAUAAUUGUUUGAAUAUUCUUAUUUUAUGAACAUCAUGGUUUAUCUUGAUUGUGUUUUACUCACUCGUUUUACUUCUAAUUAUGCACAAUUUUGUAAAGUGUUUCACCAUGCCU